Molecule: messenger RNA, 1602 nt
Organism: Neoarthrinium moseri
Lineage: Eukaryota; Fungi; Ascomycota; Sordariomycetes; Amphisphaeriales; Apiosporaceae
Exons: 1
Coding region: 1-1602 (533 amino acids)
Source: RefSeq, a predicted model, not a curated record
AUGGGCAAUUCCGAACCCAGCAGGCCUAAAGCCGCAUGGGGACAAGGCGUGUCGCAAGGCGCCCGGCGGCGAAGACGCAAACGAGAAGAAGCCAAGAGACAGGCUGCUCAGAAAGCUAAACAGAAGCAGUAUCAGGGCAAGAAGGAAAUUGCCAACGUCAAGAAGAAGAAAAGGGCGACGACGAAGAAAAAGAAGCAGAAGCAACCUCAGCCUCAACCUCAACCUCACCCCCCUAAGGUGGACAGAGCUGCAGCUGUUACACAGGAACACAUAGACAGUUUUUUCGGCUCCAGGGCUGCGUCCGAUGCAGCUCCAAUAUUUGGUGUUACCGAUGGUAGGUCCCAGAAUAGAGAGCCACUGGGAGAGCUCCCAGUUCCUCAAACCUCCAUCGAUUGGUCAACCCCUCAAGUCUCUUCCGACAUAUUCCACCAGCAGUUUUUCAGACAAACCAACAAGAACAUCCUUCGUGAUACUUCAUCCCACACGAGAAGUCUACUGGAUCCUGUCACUGAAUCCGCUACCGCUCAUGCAUCCGGGGCUCAUCCUUCUUCAACAUCGCCUGCCGCCGGUCAACAAGCUCUACAGCUCUAUCAGUUAGAAAGGCCUGCCCUUACGCUGGGUGAUGCAUAUAAAACGGAGACUAUGAUGCCAUUUGGUCAAAUUUCGAAGUCGGCGUCCCUACUUCCAGACGAACCACGAUCAGAGAAACCGUCAUUUGCAUUACCUACCACUGGAUCGUUUGGUGCCGCCCCUGAACCGAUAGACUUGAGUUCUGAAAGUCCUCAACGCCCAUUCCUUCAGCCUCGAAAACCCUACCAUGAAGUUACGAGACCGCAAGUUUUCGGCGAACCCGCAUUACCUGCCCCUGGCUUUGACCGUGUUUGUUGGGUGCGACAAGAUCCAGAAACACUUGCAAACUGGCACCCACAAAGGUGCAAAUCCCUCGCUCAACUGUACACCGAAUAUCCCGACAAGCAGCUUCGCGGUAUCGAGACUGAAACUUUAGCCCUUGUGGGAAAAGUCUUCCAACAGAUCGCCGAAGAGGCAGCACAUGAGUGGCUCGAUAAAUCAUGCCCUGGGACGAAAUGGAGUGAUAACAUUCGUGUUGAAGCGUUAUACAACUUCGAUGCUCCUCAACUGGACUGGACCAUUGUGGACAGGGCCGUCUCUCUUCAAAGCAUGAAGAGCAUGGCGAAGUCACUCCUUUUUAGUUCGCGGGCUAAUGUCCGUAGCGAGAGGGAAAUGACACCGCUUCUACUCAUACGUCUGAUGGAAAAAUGCCGUGGCGUCUGUCAAAUUGUAAGAGAUGACAAGCGUAGGGUGUUGAUGGAGAAGACCAAGGAGAAGCUUGAGUGGUUGCCAGUUGGACUCGACUGCAUGAAACUGGAUAUACAACGUCGAGCCAUCGCGGACCUUGAAGAACUCCAUAAACGCUCACAGCACAGCCCCGGCAAUACUCCGAGACAUGUUCAGGAGUUCUAUCAAACAAAAGCCGAAAUUGAUAUACUGGACCGCUCCUUGAUAGAGUUCCAAGAGCAUCGUUUGGAGUUCGUCAUUGAGACGUUCAAGACUCUGAAGCAGCUGUUAGCAACCACUGCAUGA